AUGGCGACGGAGCCGACAGAGGACAUCGAGUUCCUCUGGAAGUGGCGCAAGUACCUGCUGCUGCUCGCCACGCUGGUCGCUAGCGUCACCUACGUGGCCGGCCUCAACCCGCCGGGCGGCAUCAGGUCCGAGGAUGGAGGCAACGAGCCAGAGUACCGCGCCGGCGCCGUCCACCCGCAUCCGCCGGCACCGGCAGCCCCGGCGCCCGCGGUCUACCCGUUCCGCGUCGGCGAUCCAGUGCUCGUGCACACCUACUCGCGCCGGUACACCGCUUUCUUCUACUCCAACGCGACCGCCUUCGUCGCGUCGCUGGUGGUCAUCAUGUUCCUGCUGGACCGGCGCAUCAGCGGCAACCGCGUGGGCCUCACCGUGCUCCGCUCCGCCAUGCUGCUCGACCUGCUCGCGCUCAUGGCCGCCUUCGCCGCCGGGAGCUGCCGCAACGUGUUCGCCUCCAUCUACGUCUCCGCGCUCUUCGGCCUCGUCUUCGCCUACGUCGCCGUCCACGUCUACGCGGAAACGCGUGGGAAGAAAAUACCGGUGGACUCGUGUGCUUGGCGGAGCCCCGAGGAGGAGAAGCGCCUCAAGGAGCGCCGCAAGUUCCUCCUGCUGCUCGCCACCUUCGCCACGCCGCUGACGUACGGCGCGGGGCUGGCGCCGCCGGGAGGCUUCUGGAGCGAGACCAGGCCGGGGCAUCGCGCCGGCGCCCCGCUGCUGCACGACGGACCCUACAAGAUCCGCUACCACGCCUUCUUCUACGCCAACGCCAACUCCUUCGUCGCCUCCCUCGCCAUCAUCAUGCUCCUCGCCAGCUCCUACGCGCUGCCCGUGUGCGUCCUGGUGGAGCUGCUGGGCCUCAUGGCCGCGUACGCCGCCGGGAGCUGCCGGUGGAUCACCACCACCGUGUACAUCAUAUUCCUCGUCGGCGCCGUUUUCCUCUACAUUCUGCUGCAGGUGGUCAUCGCCGGGCACACCAAGGGCAUGUUCACGAAAUGCCGUCGACGCAUCUGCCGCAUACUGACCUGCGCCGACCUGCCGCCGCCAGACACGUACGUAAAUGUAAUCAAGCUCACACCCCGUUGAUCUACACAUACAGUGCGAGCUUCAUCUCCA
Messenger RNA from Triticum aestivum (bread wheat), 1110 nucleotides. RefSeq lists its product as uncharacterized. The transcript has a single exon. Gene Ontology annotation, cellular component: membrane. The record is from RefSeq and is a predicted model, not a curated record. Bases 1 to 1080 code for a protein of 359 amino acids. NCBI's taxonomy places the organism in Eukaryota, Viridiplantae, Streptophyta, Magnoliopsida, Poales, Poaceae.